Pelobates fuscus (common spadefoot toad) is the source of this 5348-nucleotide messenger RNA. It is a transcript of the gene CDK13, whose product is annotated as cyclin dependent kinase 13. Bases 531 to 4670 code for a protein of 1379 amino acids. Gene Ontology annotation, molecular function: RNA polymerase II CTD heptapeptide repeat kinase activity; cyclin binding; ATP binding. The record is from RefSeq and is a predicted model, not a curated record. Gene Ontology annotation, cellular component: nucleus; cyclin/CDK positive transcription elongation factor complex. Lineage: Eukaryota; Metazoa; Chordata; Amphibia; Anura; Pelobatidae. The transcript is spliced from 14 exons. Gene Ontology annotation, biological process: positive regulation of transcription elongation by RNA polymerase II; protein phosphorylation.
UUAAAUCGGUGUGUUUAUUUCCUUUCUAAUACAAAUCUAUUUAUGUCUAGUGUUGUGUUUGCUUUUUUUUUUUUUUUUUUUUUUUCCGAGAAGUUUACUUUUAAGAGACGAGAGUAGUGGAUAGACAGAAGUAACUAGUAAAGGAUACAUUUUUCAAUAUAUUCAUCGUAGAAUCUUGGCAACAUUUUUUUUUCUCUUUAUUGCACAGCAAGAGGCUUAGGCUAUACAGGUGUACCUUAAUAUCAGUAUAAAUCGAAGUAAAAUCAUAAAUAUAUAUUUAAAAAAAAAUAAAAAAAUAUUUCGCUUUUAAUUUUGAAAUGGACAAGCCCUGUAUUGGCCAAGGAAGGAAGUGACUGAAAAUAGAUUUAAAUUGUAAUAUCUAAGCAGAAGGAGGACAAGGCAGUAGAAGAGAGGACUACAGGGGGUAGCCCAGGGACAGAGAAAUCCCUUUAAAUAAAGGGUUCAGAUUGUGGGCUGUAAGGAGGCUGGGGAGGGGGAGAUCUUUCAGUGCUCCGUCAGACUUGCCCCUGAUGCCAGGCAGCUCAGAUCUUGCCCCUGCCCUGUCCAGCUGUUCCUCCGGGGCCUCCUCGGUGUCAGGGCAGCGCAGGCCUCCGGGCUCAGCAAGGAGAAAGCGAGACCGCCGCCAGAGGAGGAAGCGGAGGGUGCGGGAGCAGGGCCCCUAUGUGUCCGCCCCAGGAGUGCUAGGCCUCGGUGCAGCGGCCGUGGAGGGAGCGCAGAGUGCAGCCCGGGGGAUGAAGCGAUACCGGGAGCGGCGCGACAGGAAAAAGCGGCGCAGGGACCGCGGCAAGAGGCAGCUGCUGAGCCGAGAUGGGGCCCUGGCCGCCGCGGUGGAGUAUGACGACGUUAGCUCCCUGUCCGAGGGGGCUCUCUCCGCCAGCGAGCCGGGCCGCGCCGCCAACCCGCCCGCUCUGGGACUAGGCCUCGGAGCAUCCCCGGCCUCUGAUCGGUGCCCCUCCCCGGCCAUGUUCCCUCCUCAGCCGCUGGCCCUGCUACGCCAGCCCGGGGAUCCGGAGCGCAGCGCCAGGAGAAAGCGCGGCUCCCGCAGGCCGGAGUCCAGGCACCGCAGGAGGGAGGAGGGCCGAGGCGGAAACAACCGGACGGAGGAGCGGCGGAGACCCCUGGCUAUAAAUGAACUGGUUAUCCCCCCGCAGCCGCUGCUGCUGGCAACGCCCUGGAGGCCUCCGGCAGACGUGGGGAAGAGAGCGGAACUCCGGCCCGCGGCCUCCCAUAGGCCCAAGCGGGAGGAGGCCGCGGCCUACAGCAAACAGGCGCCCAAAGCCUACCGAGAGGACAAGGCCUACCGGGCCUCCAUCCCGGGCAACCACCGCAAGAAAUCCGCCAGCCCGGCCCGCUCCCCCAGCCCCGGAUACAGCGGCCACCGCCAGGCACGCCGCUCACCCAGCUUCGGCUCCUACGAGAGGACGGAGACCGCCUCCCCCCCGAGCCGCCGGAGAUCCCGGAGCCCAUACAGUCCUGCUGGCAGGCGUACAGCAAGGUCACGGAGCAGAAGCCCUUAUAAAUCACGCCGUUCUCGGUCACGGAGCAGACAUAAAGUUUCCAAGUCCAGAAGCAGACAGUCUAGCAUCUCUCCAGGAACCUUGACAUUAAAGAGCAGCUUAGCAUCAGAGCUGAGCAAGAACAAGAAAGCCAGGGAAGCCGAAGCUGCCAGAGUCUUAGCCAAAGCUUCCACCACCUCCACCCCGACUAAAACCCACCCAGAGGUUGGCAGCAGUGUACCACAAGCAAACCACACCAAGGAGCAAACAAAGACAAAAAUGGAGAUUACUCCAUCUCCCUCUGUGAAGACCGAGAAACCCAAGGUUAAGGCACCUACACAAGAAUUAAAAGUGGAGAACAACCAUCCCGUAGAUAAAACUUCCAAGCCACCUGUGAAAGUAACUAAGGUUGAUGCAGUUGGAGAUGGAAAAUCUACACAGAAAGAAAAGAACAAAGUGCAUAAAAAAAGUGUGACUACUAGUGAAAAGGUUAAAAUUCCAUCCUCUACUUUGUCAUCAUUACCCUUUCCUCCAAUGCUCUCCAGUGAUGCAGAAAGUUUUAGAGGCUGCAUCCCAGGACAAUUGGUCAAAAAAGAAAUGGAAAGGAAACUCCGUCACUUGCUGUAUGAUUUGCCUCUACCACCUGUCCAUACUGGAGCUGGGGACUUGACUCAUAGUCCAGAAGGGAAGAAAGCACAGUCAAAGAGCAAAAGGAGACCUAAGAUUUGUGGUCCUCGCUGUGGUGAAAUCCAUGAGAAUGAAAUUGAUUGGGGCAAACGUUGUGUGGACAAGUUUGAUAUCAUUGGAAUCAUAGGGGAAGGCACCUAUGGACAGGUUUACAAAGCCAGGGAUAAAGACACAGGAGAAAUGGUGGCUUUGAAGAAAGUGCGUUUAGACAAUGAAAAAGAAGGCUUUCCUAUUACAGCCAUUCGGGAAAUCAAAAUCCUUCGCCAACUUAACCAUCAGAGCAUCAUUAACAUGAAGGAAAUUGUUACUGAUAAAGAAGAUGCUUUGGACUUCAAGAAGGACAAAGGAGCUUUUUACCUGGUCUUUGAGUACAUGGACCACGACUUGAUGGGUCUCUUGGAGUCCGGUUUAGUGCUCUUCAAUGAACUCCACAUAAAAUCCUUCAUGAAGCAACUUAUGGAAGGCUUGGACUACUGUCAUAAAAAGAACUUUCUGCAUAGGGAUAUCAAGUGCUCAAACAUACUACUAAAUAAUAAGGGGCAGAUCAAACUUGCAGAUUUUGGACUUGCUAGACUUUACAGUUCUGAAGAAAGUCGGCCAUACACAAACAAAGUUAUAACCCUGUGGUAUCGACCUCCAGAGCUACUACUUGGGGAAGAGCGGUAUUCUCCUGCUAUAGAUGUAUGGAGCUGUGGGUGUAUACUAGGUGAAUUGUUCACUAAGAAACCGAUCUUCCAAGCUAACCAAGAACUUGCGCAACUUGAACUUAUAAGCCGUAUGUGUGGAAGUCCUUGUCCUGCUGUGUGGCCUGAUGUGAUAAAACUCCCAUAUUUCAACACCAUGAAACCAAAGAAGCAGUAUCGCCGGAAAAUCAGAGAUGAGUUUGCUUUCAUCCCAGCAGCCGCUUUAGAUCUGUUUGAUCUCAUGCUGGCUUUGGAUCCUAGCAAGCGCUGUACGGCAGAACAAGCCUUAUUGUGUGAGUUCCUCCGGGAUGUAGACCCUGCUAAAAUGCCACCACCAGAUCUUCCCCUUUGGCAAGAUUGCCAUGAAUUAUGGAGUAAAAAACGCAGACGGCAAAAGCAAAUGGGAAUGAGUGAUGAUGCAACCGCGCCCAAAGUACCCCGUAAAGACUUGUCUUUAAGCAUGGAUGACAGUAGAAAUAACACACCCCAAGGAAUGCAGACAUCUUCGCAGAUAAAAACUCAGGGAUUUCCUAGUCUUGGAUUAGGUAACCUAGGUGCUGGUCAUCAUCUUAGCCAGAAUGAAGUGGCUAUCUUGUUGAAUCUACUGCAGUCUCAAGCCAGUGUCAACAUGGCACAUUGUUUACAGCAGUUGAACAUUAAGUUGAAUCCUGAAGCUCAACAACAGUUGAACAAUGUAACUCUCCCUGCUGGAAUCGUAGCUGCGGCUACCAAGCAGCCAGAACAAAAAGAAGAACCCCUUCCUCAAGUUCCAACAACUCAGCCUGAGCUGCCAUCCUUUCCACAAUUACCAAAACUCAAAGCAGAUGGUGCUCCACCAGCUGUGCAGAAUGCACUGGCUCUUUUUUUGUCUCAGCUAGUGAAAGACAAAGAACCUAAGACAUGUGAUGGUGCAAGAGAAGAUGAAAUUGAGGAGAAGUUGGACAAUGAGAGUUCACAGCCCAAGAGACCUCCAAGUCCCUCACCAAAUGAUGAAAAUGACUUGGAAGACAGCUGUAAUCCACACCUCCAAUCUCCACACAUCUUGCCACCAGAUCAGCGCCCUCCAGAACCACCUGAGCCCCCUCCAGCCUGUGUGGAAGAUCUUGAUUACAGAACAGAAAGCCAACAUGUACACAAUGCUAGCAUAGCUGCUGGUGAACAACAUGCACAAGUAAAAGCACCACUUCAUAAUAUCGUUCAACAUCAAGCUCAGGAAGAAGACACAGGUGGUACAAGUUUCCCAGUUAGAACACCAUUUGUCAAGGCAGCAGAGUGCACUGAAAAAUUUGGAUCAUCUUUCCUCCAAACCUCUUUCAAUAAUGAUAGAGCUGGCAAUAUUUCCACCAGUAUUUUAGAAAGGCAUCCGGAUAACCAGCCUUUAAAUAACUACAGUACUCCAUCUCAGACUAGCAACAGGCUAAUGGCCCCUUCAGCUUUUCCAGAACCUUUCUGUAACUCUGCUACUGGAUACCAGGACAGCUACCUCAGUGCUGAUUCCAUGUUGUUCAGUGGUGACAAGGACCAUAGGUUUGAAUACAGCCGCAGCCCUACUGUUCUUCUGAGAAAUAAUGAUUGCUCUACUCGUUUGGACAAUAGUCAUUCAUUGCCAACAAAGAUGCAUAAUUUUAGCUACAGCACUAACCUACCAGAACACAUUGGUAUGUCUGAUCAUAUGCAUGGUCAUGCUUGGACAUCCCCUCUACAGGGACCUGCUUUUCCUCAAGGACAUCGGGGUCAUAUGGGCACAUAUGUCAGAGGUCAAGGUCGGGGCUUACCAUUCUGAGUUAUUUUUUUUGUUUUGUUUUUUUUUUUCUUUCCUUUUUUUCCCUCAGGCAAAAUAUUUCUAUGUGGAAUGACUUCUGACUUUUCAGUGUAGCUGCAUUUUACAGCAGCUGUCUAUAAGAUAUCAACAAUAAUUCAGCAGCUUUAUUUUUACGUGGAAAUUGUCUUGAAAUAUAGUAAAUUGAGGGGAAGAUAAUAACUGCAAUUCAUUAUGUGUUUUGAAAACUAGAAAGCUAAUUUACAUAAUGACAAAUACUAGUAAACAAAAAAAAUCUUUAUUUUGUACUUUAAAGUUUUAUGUUAAAUAUUAAUUUCAAGGGCAUCCUCUGGUAUAUUUUCCCCUGGCACAUGCAAGAAUUUUGAAGAACUUUGCAUAUUUGUGAGAUUUUUUUUUUGUACAUUUGGACCAAUCUUUGGACAAAAAAAAGAGGAAAUUACGCUCCGAUAACUUUUGGUAUAUGUUUAUUUGUAUAAAAUAAAUUUUAAAAAAAUAUAUAACUACCUUUUUUCAGUCAUAGGCCACUGUCAAUCUUUACACAGCUUUUGAUGUCAUUGUGGAAACUGUACCUUGUGCUCAUUUCAUACAAAAAACUCUUUCCUCCCCUUAUGAUUCAAACGUUUUAUCAACUGUUUUUUUUUUCUCUUUUAAACCUAAGGAAAUAAAUGUUGAUCAAAACGA